AUGGAUGCAAUCGCUAGCCUAGCGAAUCUGAAGCAGAGACAGGAGGGGGGCGAUGACCCUUCAGCUGAAGGAGUCAAGAUCAAUUAUCUUGGAUGCGACAACAAUAUGAGAAGAGACAUAUCGGAUGCUUGGGACGAUGCAGUCAAGCUCGCCGAGAACAUCAAGGAUAUUGAUACUGCCACCGACAUCGGCUCUUUUGACUGGUACAAGAUCCUCAACGUAUACAACAACGCCGCAACUUAUGGGCAGACCCUAUUGUGGGGAUGGCGCGUGAAUGCCUUCUGCCCGCCUGCGGAUAAGGACCUCCUCAGAUCAUGCACGCCCGGCACGGUAGCCUUCCAGUGGAAUACUUUGUGCGCAGACGGACGCUGCGUAUGCGAUACCCGCGAUAGUAACGGCAAGUGCAACAAGCGGGAUCAGUGGAAUAACGACCCGGACAAGUCGUACAUCAACAUACAAUUCUGCGACGAUUUCUUCAAGCAACAAACAUUGCAGCAGACUAUCGAUGCAGGCAAAAAUGCUCCAAAGGAAUCCAAGUACAACUUGGAUUACUACUGGCAUAGCAAGGGCAAAAUUUUGUUCCAUGAGCUACUCCACGGCGCCACGGUGGGCACCAAAGCAAACGAGAACCUGGGCAUCACAGAUCUCGUCAUCAGAAUUCGCAAACACAACAAACCUGAUGAGUUUGAAGACGUUGGUGCAUAUGGGCCACUGAACGCUAAAAUGUUGGCUCGUACCAUUCGGGAGAACAACUUUGACCACGUCAGACAAAAUGACGACAACUGGACUGGCUAUGCUCUUGUCGGCGUCUAUCCGAUCCUCCCUCUUGCAGACGGUUAUGUAUAUGCCGACAGUGCAUCUUACGUUCCACAUUCACUUCUCCUUCUCGGCAAAGACAAGGAUGACAAAGAGAAGGUCUACGUCAACAACGACUACUACACAUCUAACCUGCUAUCUCAAGCCAAAUCGGACACCGUUUAUCUCGAAGGAGGCCCAACUCUCGAUGAAAAGGCUUUUGGCUACAACCCCGACUCCGACUAUCCGAAGUGGUACAUCGAGCGGAUCAGGAAGGCGAGCAACGGAGACUUGGACGGCACCGGCCCCGUACCAACGCCUGGUCCUCCAAACCCACAGAGCCCUGAGUCUACUAUCGGAACCGGCUACACCUGGCCCUCCAAACCCUCCAAGACCUGA
Messenger RNA from Parastagonospora nodorum SN15, 1194 nucleotides. RefSeq lists its product as hypothetical. The transcript is spliced from 6 exons. Gene Ontology annotation, molecular function: metallopeptidase activity. The coding region runs from base 1 to 1194 and encodes 397 amino acids. NCBI's taxonomy places the organism in Eukaryota, Fungi, Ascomycota, Dothideomycetes, Pleosporales, Phaeosphaeriaceae. The record is from RefSeq and is a predicted model, not a curated record.